AUGGCGGAUGCAUAUUGUUCGGAUUGUAAGAAGAGUACGGAGGUGGUGUUUGAUCAUUCGGCCGGCGACACGGUUUGCUCGGAAUGCGGGCUGGUUCUGGAGUCGCAUUCAAUUGACGAGACGUCGGAGUGGAGGACGUUUGCGAAUGAGUCAGGGGAUAACGACCCUGUUCGUGUGGGUGGGCCGACUAAUCCCCUGCUCACGGACGGCGGUUUGUCCACCGUGAUCUCCAAACCCAAUGGAACCACCAGUGAUUUCUUGACAUCUUCGCUGGGUCGUUGGCAGAAUCGUGGGUCCAACCCUGAUCGCACCCUUAUCUUGGCCUUCAAAACCAUCGCCACCAUGUCUGAUAGGCUGGGUCUAGUUGCCACAAUUAAGGACCGGGCUAAUGAGAUCUACAAAAAGGUGGAAGAUCAAAAGUCCAGUAGAGGAAGAAAUCAGGAUGCUAUAUUGGCUGCCUGCUUAUAUAUUGCUUGUAGACAAGAGGAUAAACCACGAACUGUUAAGGAGAUUUGCUCUGUUGCGAAUGGUGCAACGAAGAAGGAAAUUGGCCGAGCGAAAGAAUACAUUGUGAAACAACUAGAGCUUGAGAUGGGUCAAUCUGUGCCUAUAGGGACAAUUCACGCUGGGGAUUUUAUGAGACGGUUCUGUUCUAACCUUGGAAUGACAAACCAAGCAGUUAAAGCUGCCCAAGAAGCUGUUAAAAAAUCAGAGGAGUUUGACAUCAGGAGGAGUCCCAUAUCUAUUGCUGCUGCAGUCAUUUACAUUGUCACCCAGCUUUCAGAUGAUAAGAAGCCCCUUAAAGACGUUUCAGUUGCAACAGGAGUUGCUGAAGGGACAAUUAGAAAUUCAUACAAGGAUCUUCAUCCUCACCUUUCAAAGAUAAUUCCUAGUUGGUAUGCCCAGGAAGAAGAUCUCAAGAAUUUGUGCAGCCCCUGA
Messenger RNA from Oldenlandia corymbosa var. corymbosa, 939 nucleotides. The record is from the annotation of a GenBank genome assembly. Lineage: Eukaryota; Viridiplantae; Streptophyta; Magnoliopsida; Gentianales; Rubiaceae.